CGGCGCGCGCGUCCUUGGAUCGCACGGACGGGCUGGGCGAGCGGAUCGGCCGGAGGGGCGUCCUGGAGACGGCGGGGGCGGCGGCGGGGGCGGCGGCGGCGCUGGAGGAGGAUGAGGACGAAGAGGAGGCGCUGCCGCACUCCGAGGCGGUGGACGUGUUCCAGGAGGGCCUCGCCAUGGUGGUGCAGGACCCGCUGCUCUGCGACCUGCCGAUCCAGGUUACUUUGGAAGAGGUCAAUUCCCAGAUAGCACUAGAAUACGGCCAAGCAAUGACAGUCCGAGUGUGCAAGAUGGACGGAGAAGUGAUGCCUGUGGUUGUAGUACAGAACGCCACGGUCCUGGAUCUGAAGAAGGCCAUCCAGAGAUACGUGCAGCUCAGGCAGGAGCGUGAAGGAGGCAUUCAGCACAUCAGCUGGUCCUACGUGUGGAGGACGUACCAUCUGACCUCUGCAGGAGAGAAGCUCACAGAGGACAGGAAGAAGCUCCGAGAUUACGGUAUCCGGAAUCGGGAUGAAGUGUCCUUCAUCAAAAAGCUGAGGCAAAAAUGAACCUCCAGACAAGGACACCUCUGUGCUGGUGGCCGAGUUCUUCUUCAGCAGGAGGACUUGGCCACUCUCCCCCUCUCAGAGAAGAGUGUUGAAGUGGCCUCACCCCAGCUGCUUCCAAGUGGAUGAACGCUGGUCCCUCGGGACUAGGACGGGUGAGCUGGUGCUCGUGGCCUCAGCUUGACCUCGCUGCGCCCAAACACCGUAACCCUGUAACCAUGUGGUGGAUCCCACAGGGCUGUGGGCCUAGCCCCAGGUACAGAAUAAAUCUCUUUGCCUCUUAGUUUGACAAUUCAAAAAGCCACAGUGCCCGGGGCAGAAGGAACUGGCGCUGCCCCACCACAGAGGGGAGGCAAAGGCAGAGAACGGUGCUGGUGAGUCCUAAGAUCUAAGGGGCCACACCCGAGCCCUGUGGCCACACUGUGCCCCAAACCAUAUGACCCUGCUACUGUAAUCUCUACAGCAAGGAGGAAAUAAAAGCAGAGCAGCUGGC
Molecule: messenger RNA, 1038 nt
Organism: Equus quagga
Lineage: Eukaryota; Metazoa; Chordata; Mammalia; Perissodactyla; Equidae
Gene: SNRNP25
Product: small nuclear ribonucleoprotein U11/U12 subunit 25
Exons: 5
Coding region: 177-548 (123 amino acids)
Biological process (GO): mRNA splicing, via spliceosome
Cellular component (GO): U12-type spliceosomal complex
Source: RefSeq, a predicted model, not a curated record